Molecule: messenger RNA, 777 nt
Organism: Pomacea canaliculata
Lineage: Eukaryota; Metazoa; Mollusca; Gastropoda; Architaenioglossa; Ampullariidae
Product: low affinity immunoglobulin epsilon Fc receptor-like
Exons: 5
Coding region: 112-621 (169 amino acids)
Molecular function (GO): signaling receptor activity
Source: RefSeq, a predicted model, not a curated record
GAGCUACUGAUGCCCUCAGUGAUGCUGGACUGGGAUGAUGGCACUCUGUGGUGUAGAGUAUAAAACAGACUCACAACAUCUACUGGCAGCUUACACCAAGCACUGACCAACAUGUCUUCAGCAAGUGUGCUCCUCCUCGUCACACUCCUGGGCUUGAGCAGUUGUCUUGCCUGUCGUCAAUCAUCGUUGGGACGACGCCCGUGCAGACCUGGCCGUUGGCGAUGCCCCGCCCCCUGGGUGCGGUUCCGUUUGUCCUGCUACACUUACAUCGAGCAUCCUCUGCCCUGGAUAGAUGCUGCAAGUCUCUGCAAGUUACUUGGUGCUAAUCUUGUCGAAAUCAACUCGGCGGCAGAGAACAUGUUUGUCAACAACAUUUACAAGAGCAGAAACGUCGAGCAUGGCUGGCUGGGUAUCAAUGACAUCCAGCAAAAUGGCCGCUGGGUGCUGACGUCAACCGGAAGACCCCUACCUUACAGCAACUGGGCCCCUGGGGAGCCCAACAACUACGCGGGUAAACAGGGCUGUGCCCUCAUGUACAGAAACGGAAAAUGGGACGACAACUCCUGCCUCAUCUCGACUGCCUUCACCUUCGUCUGCGAAAGAAGGCGCGUUUUUCAAUGAAGACAGCCAAAACUCAAAAGAGGGAACAUCGCUGUCACUACUGGCAACGGAGGAGACAUAUUCGACACUUCAAAAGAAAUAUUGUCAUCCUGAGUCAUCCUGAUGUCUCUGGAAUCCAAACAUUUUCGUAUCACAAUAAACUCUCUUGGCAUGUGA